AGCCGUGGCUGACGCAGAGAGACAGCGGUUCUCAUUUCCUUAGAAAACCCCAUUUGCUAUUGUGCUCGUCCAAUCGCUGGAUGCCCUCGGUUCGUUGAGCGUUUGACUUGACGUUUCACUGUACUACUGCUUCCGUCUCCCUGUCUCCCUCUCUUCCCACUGGCACCGAGGGUAUCCCCGUCCCGUCUCUGCCAUGACUCCUCAUCCGAUCACGGCGCAAAAGCAGCGACGCUUGAAAUGACUGCUUGGAAUUUGGGUUGCCUUAACACACACACGACACAGGAUCCGCUCGGUUUUGCGUAAAAGCGCCGUAAAAUCGGUAAAACAUGACGGAUAAGCUAAUGGACAACCAGGCUGCCACUUCAUCGAGGGCGUCGUCGUUUUUUAUCGAGAACCUACUGGGCAAGGGGCGGAGUGGACAGGAGUCGGUGUCGGACAGGAGCCGUGGGGAAGCUGGCGUGGAGACAGUCUCCACCGGCCGAGUCCUGAACGCACAUCACGCCGACGCAAGCACUCCGGUGCCAGAUGGCUGCAGCUCCACAGCUCGGUCCCCGUACAGAGACUCGCCGUCGCAGUGGUACCGCGGGGAGACUGCCUUAAACUUCAGAGCUUUGGAAACACCACAGAGUCCAAGAGAUAAUACAAGCUCAGACGACCACUGCUGCUCCAUAUCGACGAGUGAUAGAUGCUCUCCUGCCGUAUCUGAACCGAUAACGGAGGACAGCGACGAAACCGACAGGAAAACAGGCGAUAGCAACCUGACAGACGACAACGAGGACGCGCACAACGGCUUUGACGCACGGUCAGAGCACGACGCGUCCUCGGACCCGAGCUCCACCCGGAAGAAGAAGACGCGUACAGUGUUCAGCCGCAGUCAGGUGUUCCAGCUGGAGUCCACCUUCGACGUGAAACGCUACCUGAGCAGCUCAGAGAGAGCGGGGCUGGCAGCGUCCCUCCACCUGACAGAGACUCAGGUCAAAAUCUGGUUCCAGAACCGGAGGAAUAAAUGGAAGAGACAGCUGGCGGCGGACCUCGAGGCUGCACAUAUCCCACACUCGACCCAGCGGAUUGUCAGGGUCCCCAUUCUGUAUCACGAGGGACCCACACCCACUGCAGCAGUGGGUUUCAACCUGAACGGACAUCCACUUUCUCCACCCGUCGCGGGCUUCUCCAGCUCCAUCAACUACCCUCUGUCCUCGUUUGCUCACUCCAUGAGCAUGUUAAGAUCACAGAUGACCGGCUUGGUGUAAAGACUGCUGAAGACUGAUCAAACUGUUUAUUAAUAACAUAAAUUCACCCUGUUAAUACAGAAUCGUGCAAUAACCUACAAUGCCGCAGAAAACUGUUGACUUCAUCCAAAGAGCCGCAGAGACAUGAAUUAUGAAAACCCCAGUCAUCCUUAUAAAUCUGUUCUUAACAAGAGUCUGUGCUCCUGUCACAGAAUAGACUGUAACAAGGCCGGGAGCAGGGGAGGCCUAAGCUGUUCAUGUACUGUACUGUAUGUUUGAAUACACAUAUUUUUACAAACUUUUAUAUUUAAAGCCACACAUUUUUCCAACUUUGUCACUUUUUCACAUAAUAGAUAAAUAAAA
Messenger RNA from Epinephelus lanceolatus (giant grouper), 1592 nucleotides. It is a transcript of the gene hmx1, whose product is annotated as H6 family homeobox 1. NCBI's taxonomy places the organism in Eukaryota, Metazoa, Chordata, Actinopteri, Perciformes, Serranidae. The record is from RefSeq and is a predicted model, not a curated record. Gene Ontology annotation, biological process: negative regulation of DNA-templated transcription; regulation of transcription by RNA polymerase II. Gene Ontology annotation, cellular component: nucleus. Gene Ontology annotation, molecular function: RNA polymerase II transcription regulatory region sequence-specific DNA binding; DNA-binding transcription factor activity, RNA polymerase II-specific.